AAGAACUCUGUUUUCCUCUUAUAAAGGAUAGCAGAAGAGUCGAACACUCAAUUUUUGUCAGAAUUGUAGGACUAAAUAUUUGGGUAAGCAAAUUCAGAUUCAUCAAUGGUGGAUCAUCGUCCAACAUUGAGUCCAGCCAGUUUCUGGACUCAGGCUAAUGCUCUUCUCAGAAAGAAUUUAACUUUCCAGAAAAGGAACAUGUGGACAAAUGUGCGGCUGAUUUCCUUCCCAUUCUUUUUCUGCGUGCUGUUUGUUGUGUUGCAAAGUGUGUUGGACAAUCAACUAGACACCGCCAAUCGUCGAUGUGGGUGUAUUUGUGUUGAAAGUGAUGGAAAUGGUGGAUGCCAGAGGAGAGAAUGUGGGAUACAGUACUCGACAACUGAUCAAGUAGCAGCUUGUCCAAUCCCGAAUCCUCCGAAAUGGCCAGCACUGUUACAAAUACCAGGUCCAAACUAUCGCGCCGUUAGAACUAAUUCAAUUAUGUCUGCAGACUUGCAAAAUGAGUCUUGCAGAAGCACGGGGUCUUGUCCCGCAACAUCAUUUUUCACUGGGAAUAAUCAAACGCUUGGACAACUUCUGACGCGGAGUAUGUUCUCAACUUCUUUCAAUAUCAAUUCCUCCGAUGUUUUAGGCAGUGUGUCCAGCAAUGUUCUGGGUACAGAAACAGAUCCUGAGCAUAACAAUUAUCUUGAACCCGCUUUUGCUUCAAAGCUUCCCAUCUAUAAUGUUCAAAGUCAAUGCACAACAAACUCAACAUUUUCUUUUUUCAUCAAUCAAUCAUCAAUAGCAGAUGAAUUCGAGAUUAGAUGCACUCAAGGUUUAUAUCUAUGGAGGAAUAGUUCUUCUCAGGUGAACAAUGAGCUGUAUAAAGGCUACAGAAAAGGGAAUGUGGAAGAGAAGAUAAAUGAGUUUGUUGCAGCAUAUGAUUUCUUGAACUCAGAUGGCAGUAAUUUUAAUGUGAGCGUCUGGUACAACUCUACCUAUAGGGAUUACAGAUCUGGAAUGUCUAUGUCAUUGUUGCGGAUUCCCCGAUAUGUAAAUCUGGUAUCGAAUGCCUACCUUCAAUUUUUGCGAGGGCCUAGUACAAGAAUGCUGCUAGAGUUUGUCAAAGAAAUGCCAAAACCUGAAACAAAACUCAGAAUUGAUUUGUCAUCUCUUCUAGGAACACUCUUCUUUACAUGGGUUAUUCUACAACUAUUCCCUGUGGUGUUGACUUCACUGGUCUAUGAAAAACAGCAAAAACUUCGAGUCAUGAUGAAAAUGCAUGGUCUUGGAGAUGGACCUUAUUGGAUGAUAUCUUAUGCUUAUUUUCUUGUCAUCUCUUUGCUGUACAUGUUAUGUUUUGUGAUAUUUGGCUCAGGCAUUGGGUUGAAGUUUUUCACACUAAAUGAUUAUAGCAUCCAGUUUGUGUUUUACUUCCUCUACAUAAACCUGCAAAUUUCCCUGGCCUUCCUUGUCGCUGCAUUGUUUUCAAAUGUUAAGACUGCUUCAGUUGUUGGAUACAUAUUUGUCUUUGGAGCGGGACUUUUAGGUGGCUUUCUCUUCCAGCCCUUCGUUGAAGAUGAAUCAUUUCCGAGAGGUUGGCUUAUCGUAUUGGAGUUAUUUCCUGGAUUCUCUUUGUAUCGUGGAUUAUAUGAGUUUGGACAAUAUUCUUUCCAAGGAAAUGCUAUGGGCACAGAUGGGAUGCGGUGGGGGGAUGUGAGUGAUAGCAGAAAUGGGUUGAGUGAGGUCAUGAUUAUCAUAUCGGUUGAGUGGAUUUUGGUUCUAUUUGUUGCUUUUUAUGUAGACCAGGUUUCAUCUUCGGGUGCUGGGAAGAGCCCUCUGUUUUUCUUGCAUAAAUUACGGAGACAGCCUGCACUAUCUUCAAAGAGUCCCAGUCUACAAAGACAUGGAUCAAAAGUUUUUGUUCAGAUAGACAAAGACGAUGUUAAUCAGGAGCGAGAGACGGUUGAGCAGUUGCUACUUGAAUCAACUACAAGUUAUCCGGUCGUUUGUGACAACCUCAAAAAGAAAUAUCCUGCAAGGGAUGGAAAUCCUGAGAAAAUUGCAGUGAGAGGAUUUUCUCUUGCUUUGCCUAGAGGAGAGUGUUUUGGCCUGCUGGGACCCAAUGGUGCUGGCAAGACAUCUUUAAUUAAUAUGAUGAUUGGGCUCACAAAACCAACAUCAGGGACGGCAUACGUUCAGGGUUUGGAUAUAUUGACUUCCAUGGAUACAAUCUAUACAAGCAUGGGUGUCUGCCCUCAGCACGACCUGCUCUGGGAAUCUCUAACUGGAAGGGAGCACUUGCUAUUUUAUGGCAGACUGAAGAACCUCAAAGGUUCUGCAUUAAAUCAAGCGGUGGAAGACUCUCUUAAGAGUGUCAACCUAUUUCAUGGAGGGAUUGCCGAUAAACAAGCCGGAAAAUACAGUGGAGGUAUGAAGAGGAGACUCAGCGUUGCCAUUUCACUGAUUGGGGAUCCUAAGGUUGUCUAUAUGGAUGAACCCAGUACUGGUCUCGAUCCAGCUUCAAGAAAUAGUUUGUGGAGUGUUGUGAAGCAGGCAAAACGAGACAGGGCAAUUAUUCUCACAACGCACUCGAUGGAAGAAGCCGAGUUUCUAUGCGAUCGAUUAGGGAUUUUUGUAGACGGAAGCUUGCAGUGCAUAGGGAAUGCAAAAGAGCUGAAGGGUAGAUACGGAGGAUCUUACAUAUUUACUAUAACAACGUCAUUGAAUCACGAGGAAGAAGUAGAGAACAUGGUACACCAUCUCUCGCCAAAAGCUAACAAGAUAUACCAAAUAUCGGGGACACAGAAGUUCGAGAUGCCAAAGCAAGAGGUGAGAAUCGCAGAUGUAUUCCAAGCAGUCGAGAAUGCAAAGAGCAGGUUUACAGUGUUUGCAUGGGGUUUGGCGGACACCACUCUCGAGGAUGUCUUCAUCAAGGUUGCUCGCGGGGCGCAGGUCGUCAACAUAUUAUCAUGAUUCCCAGAUUUAGCUUCCUCUUAUAUCUGCAAUGUUCAUAUAUGAUAUAAAGCAUUUCAUUACAUUUCAGGAUGGCAAGGAGUUCAUUCAUAUACCGCUUUAGUUUUAGCAACUAAUCUUGUUUUUGCUGCUCCCGCCUUUAUAUAUUAGUGUUACAUUUUUUUUGGGGUACUUUG
Molecule: messenger RNA, 3134 nt
Organism: Hibiscus syriacus
Lineage: Eukaryota; Viridiplantae; Streptophyta; Magnoliopsida; Malvales; Malvaceae
Product: ABC transporter A family member 7-like
Exons: 18
Coding region: 106-2958 (950 amino acids)
Biological process (GO): transmembrane transport; lipid transport
Cellular component (GO): intracellular membrane-bounded organelle; membrane
Molecular function (GO): lipid carrier activity; ABC-type transporter activity; ATP hydrolysis activity
Source: RefSeq, a predicted model, not a curated record